AGAAACAUGGGUGGAGGACUAGGACACUCUCUUCUUGCUUACAAAAGUGCAUUGCAAGGAAUAGGAAAGCUUCAGGUCAAUGAAGCUCGCUUGAGUGAAGACUUGGACCAAUCAUGGGAAGUGCUUGCUGAACCAAUACAGACUAUCAUGCGGAGAUACGGCGUUCCAGAGCCUUACGAGAAGCUGAAGGAGCUGACAAGAGGAAGAGCAGUCACCAAAGAAAGUAUACAAGAAUUUAUCCAGGGCCUGGAAUUGCCAGCAGAAGGAAAGACACGGCUUCUGAGUUUAACACCGCAUUCCUAUGUGGGAGCAGCUACUGAAUUGGCCAGAACAGUAGAUUCAGCUGUUGAAUUGAUAAGGAAAAUUGACAAUAUGUAGUAGUAUAAUCUCUGCUGUAAAAUUCAAACAAUUUUGGACUUUCUUAUUGAGUUGCCCUGAAAAUUUCCCAAUUUUCCCUUGUCAUCUUUCUUGAUACCAAUAUCGGAAGAUAACAAGGAAUAAUUUUUUUUUCUCAGUUUUUCUAGAUGAAAGCUGAAGCUUUUUUUUUUUUUUUUUGGACAGAGGAAGCUCAAAAUUUUUGUUCUCUAUUCCAGAAUAAUAAUUUUUUAACUUU
Rubroshorea leprosula is the source of this 613-nucleotide messenger RNA. The record is from the annotation of a GenBank genome assembly. NCBI's taxonomy places the organism in Eukaryota, Viridiplantae, Streptophyta, Magnoliopsida, Malvales, Dipterocarpaceae.